Messenger RNA from Episyrphus balteatus (marmalade hoverfly), 1372 nucleotides. RefSeq names its product facilitated trehalose transporter Tret1-like. The coding region runs from base 29 to 1297 and encodes 422 amino acids. The record is from RefSeq and is a predicted model, not a curated record. The transcript has 4 exons. NCBI's taxonomy places the organism in Eukaryota, Metazoa, Arthropoda, Insecta, Diptera, Syrphidae. Gene Ontology annotation, biological process: carbohydrate transport; transmembrane transport. Gene Ontology annotation, molecular function: sugar transmembrane transporter activity. Gene Ontology annotation, cellular component: membrane.
UGGUAUAUGCGUUGCAUGGACAUCACCCAUGACUCCAAGACUGCGAGACCAUACAGAUGAUAGCCCAUUGACUGAUAAAAUAAGUGAUUCUCAAGACGGAUGGAUAAGUUCUCUUUUGCCUGUCGGUGCUAUAAUUACUUGUACCAUUGCUGGGCCACUGUAUAACCGAAUCGGGCGAAAAUGGACACUCCUAUCAAGUUCGUUUCUAUUUGCUGCUUCGUUUAUUCUGCUGAUACUGGGGAAAAAUAUUUGGUUUAUAUACGCAGCUCGUGUUUUGCAGGGAAUGGGCGGGGGACUUGUUGCUACAACUACACCAACGUAUAUUGCUGAAACUUCCACCGAUAACCUAAGAGGGGCUAUGGGAAGUCUUAUGACAAUUCUUAUGAUUGGUGGUAUUUUGUUCGUUUACUGCAUUGGUCCAUAUGUUCGUUACCUUACGUUACAGUGGUUCUGCUUGGCUACUCCGAUUAUCUUCUUUGUGACAUUCAUUUUUAUGCCUGAGUCACCAUACUUUUAUGCACUUAAAAAACAAAGUCAAAAAGGUAUAAAAUCACUUCAGUUCCUACGAGGUCAGUCUCCGAAAACAGCUGAAGAAGAAAUGUCAAGAAUUCAAAAAGCAGUAGAUGGAGAUAUGUCAAAUAAAGGCAACAUCAGUGAAAUAUUCAAAAAUCGUGCCUACAAGAAGGCGUUUGUCAUUUGCAUUGGUCUGCUAACAUUCCAACAGUUUAGUGGCACAACAGCAGUGACUUUCAAUAGUCAUUCAAUUUUUACCAGUGCUGAAUCAAAAUUGGAUCCUGCUAUUGCCACAAUAAUUAUGGGUCUAGUACAACUUGUUGCCAAUUUAAUCACUCCUUUGGUUGUCGAUCGUGCUGGACGAAAAAUAAUUCUUAUGAUCUCAGCUUUGGGAAUGUGUUUAUCCUUAGUUGCCUUGGGAACAUUCUUUUACAUUCAAGAAUUUAGUGAUCCCUCAAGCAUUUUAUGGAUUCCCAUUCCAGCUUUAACCGUUUUCUAUGCCAUGUAUGCACUUGGAUUUGGGCCAAUUCCAUCUAUAAUUAUGGGAGAAAUUCUUCCAUUGAAUAUUAAGUCAACAGUUUCAUCUUCUGCAACUACAUUCAAUUGGAUAACAACAUUUAUCGUAACUCGUUGGUAUCCAGAACUAAAUGCUUUAGGUUCUUACAUAGCUUUUUGGUUAUUUGGAGGCUUUUGUGCGGCAGCUUUCUUUUUUGUUCUAUUUGUUGUGGUGGAAACAAAAGGACUUAGUUUGCAGAGAAUUCAGGAAAAAUUACAUUCAGCUUGAUUUUUAUGUUUUAAGUUUAUCUUUAAUAUUAUUUUUUUAUGUAAGGAAACUAUUUUAAUGCACUUCAUUAAUAAA